Messenger RNA from Amoebophrya sp. A25, 15430 nucleotides. The record is from the annotation of a GenBank genome assembly. NCBI's taxonomy places the organism in Eukaryota, Dinophyceae, Syndiniales, Amoebophryaceae.
CCAGCGGCGCGCGCAGCGCGACGCCCGUAGUACACAGAUAUGGGCUUUUAGGAUUAAUGUUUAGAAGCUGUGGCGACCCACGUUCAGCAAAACUUGUCGUUCUGUAGUCUAUAGAAGUUUUUCUGUGUGUGAAUCAAUGUGGAUGCAGGUGUUAGUAAUUGAGAGUCUUUUCGUCUUCAUAUUUCGGGACGGAGACUCCUGGUCCUGCCGAAGGAGCGCAGGCUCGAAGCGUUAGUGUAGGGGACGCACAGAGGGUGAAUAAGAUCGAUGGUCGCAUCUUGCCAGCCCGAGAAUCAAACCGCUUCUCUAUUCGCCAAGAAUACAUCCAGAGGAAUUCGUCUGGGUCCCCAGCCGCUAAAAAUUCCGAGAGUACGGUUGUUCCAGAACAAAGUCCGAAUGCAAAAACAAAGGCAGCUCCACGGAGUAGCACCGCUGGAGUAUUGCCAGAGAGGGCAGUCAGCCGGCGCAGCCUUCGUCGUGCGAAGAACGAAGAGGCUACGACCGCCGAGGAUUCAGACGUACAGACAACUCCGCGGCAGAUCAGCGCUGGUGCACCGACAGAACGGGCAGACAGGCGGGUCAGCGUCAGUGUACGCACGGGCGGGGUGGCUACGAAGUUGUCGACGACAUCAGUAGAAUCAAAUAGUAAAAGAACUCCACUGAUGAAACCCAAAGCGGGUGUAUUACCAAAAAGAACAUCAAUCGGGGGAAGCGUACGCGGUGCGCACGCAGCGCCUAGGACCGCUCCGGAUUCAAACGCUGGAACGCCGAGGACUCGGACAGCUCCACGGAGUAGCAGGGGGAUUGUAUUGCCUAACAGGCCAUCCGAGAGGGGACGCGUACCUAAGAACGGCAAAGUUAAUCGCACCGGUGGUGCCAACGUGCUCGAUCGAGACGCUUUUGAGCGUCGACAAAAGGACCGCUCUAGUGGUGCCGACGUACUCGAUCGAGACAGCCUUGCGCGCCUUCUAAUGGAUUCGCAGAAAGACGGGAAUGCGGGAAAUCUGCACAAUAACUCGAUGCGUCGAGAAGUUGACCGUGCCAUGAGUACUGACGUGCUCGAUGCCGAGGGCAUAGCGCGGUUGCUGAAGAAUGCCCGUGAGAAUGUUGACGAUGGAGAGCAAGGAUUGGAUAGCGGCGGUGCUGGUGUGCCUCGUACAUCGGCGGCACAGGACGUGGCAAUUGCGUCUCGCGCUAACGAUCGCAUGAGUGAGGCGGAUUCGCUGAAUGAGACCUCCCUAAGGCGCCUUCUCGAUCAGGACAAUACGUCAAGCGCCAAAGGCCUCUUAGAUGCACUUAGCAUGGCUCGUUUUCACGAGCGCGAUCAGAGGAGCACGCUCAAGCCUCGGCGUCCGUCGCUUUCUAACAAACUCGACGAAGCGCUGCGUGACGGUGAUGAGGAUGCACGUGCAGGAGACUCAGAAGUUGUUCUUCAAGAACAAGUACAACAAGAAGAACAUGGCAUUGGCAGGGAUGAGAGUGACGAGCCGUAUCUGCGACCGAUGGGUCCUAAGAGGACACCGACCGCGGCUAGAACUAGAAGAAAAGAAAUAAGGAAAGCAACGCCAUCAGCAAGGCCCGGCGUCGAGAAGGACAAGGAGGACGAGCCUUGGACGGAUGAGGAGUUGGAUAGGGAGGUGGUCGCAUACGAAUUCGGUGGGAAGCGCGUGACAAACGUCGUGGAAUUGUUCCAGGUACUGAGGCCAAAGCAGCCGCAGCUGGACUACAGCGCGCUUGCAGAGGGACCGCUUUUCGGGCGCUUUGCGGCCUACUUUAUGCCGGUGAGCACGCCAUCCAAAGUGUUCAACUUCGUGGUGCUAAACGCACCAGCAUAUCUGCGUCCCGUAACAAGGAAGAAGAUACGACAGCGUCGAAUACUUCGAGAAGAGAAAAAGAGAGAAGAACAAAGACGACUGGAGACAAUGAGGGCGAAAAGCCCAGAUGCGUCGCUGGAGCAGGACGAGCUUGAUUCCGUGCUGAGUUCCGACACCGAAAGAGCCCGAAAUCAUGCAGAUCUGCCACCACGCCUCCAAAUCUUUAGCAGAGGUCAGAGCAAAGAAGGGGAGGCUCUUUCUGUUGAUGCUUUCAUAUCGGCGGACGAGGAUGUUCCUGAUGAUCUCUCGAACAAGAAAAGUAUUGUGAAGCUGUUGGACCAUGCCAAGGCUAAGGUAGGUUCAUUCCGUCCCGCUUACUCCGGAGAAGAUGUGCGGCAGCGUGAUAUGCUCCGGCGAGAUGCCUACCUGCGGCAGUUUCUGGAAGCUGGUGGAACUCCAGACCGGCCCCUCUUCGACACGCGGCCUGUAAACAUUAACAAGGUGAUGCUGCGGCGUUGCGGAGUGACACAACCGGAGGACGACGAGGAGUACUCGGAGACGGAUGAGCACGGACUUCACCCGAAGCGCUUGCGCCGAAUCCUGAUGGAACGAUACUUGCAGUUAAGACUCGGCCCAAUAAUUCAUCUCCUCUAUUACAGACAGAGAAGUAUCCCUCUUAAGUAGUUUUCUUCUUCUACAUGGAUUCUGAGUAGCAUGAAUAUAACAUGCAGGUUGUAGAUGAAAUCAGAUGAAUUAUUGCAAGCUCUAACGGAGGACGUCGAAAGCAGAACGAAAAAGCGAGCAAGCAUAGCUUUGCUGAAUCGGGAAGACUAAGGCCCAUAUCUUCAAUCCAAACAUUCUAAUGGUAUUGGUAAGUCUACUAGCUAUUUGACUAGCAGUACUCUUAUUCUCUUAGGAUAGUUACUAUGCAUGUCGAUGUUCUUUUCGAUGCUGUAAAUAGUUCUAAAAGCAAUUGGUAAGCAUGAACAAAGCCACGUCAAAUCCGGAAUUUUGGGAAAACUGGCGCGCAAGGCAAGAUGCUGUCUCGCCCACAGCAACUUUUCGCGGCCUUGUGGAGCAGUAUUCGCCUUUGACGGUUCCGGGAGCCACGGGGCGCAGUCCGCCCACAAGUGCAGCACUUUUCCGCUUGCGGAGUAAAAUAGAGUUAAGAUUAGAUAAGCUUGUAUUGUUCACCAAAAAUUCGACUCCCAGUACAUACUUACAUAGAUGAAGAUCUUAAUCACAGUGAAUUCAUCUUUGAUGAGUGAGAGUGAAGAAGCAUGGUCCCUGGUGUAGCAAAGUAAUCAACUUGAAUGAUUUGAGUACCGAAAAAGUUCUACAACAGGGACAUGAAUGCCGGGUGAUCUGGACUUCGCUAAUAGACGGAUCCAGCAGCGCUCGGGUAGUUAAGGCCCAUUUGAAGCUGAACCCAUCUACCGAAGCAUCUAUCAUCCAAGAUGAAUAUCCUAGAAGAGGAAUGCAGCCAAGAUAGAAAGAUGAAGAUGCUCCUCAUGAAAAUCAAAUUGAUUUAGGCUACCUGCUAGCAAACAAGGUCUAAGAUGAGCCAGUUUCUCAACUCAGCGCCGUCUGGGGGCGUGAGCGCAUACGAUGAAAUGCAGCGGUCAACGAAGGGUGAACAGGUGCAGAGACACCGACUUUGUGGUCAUUUGGCAGGUCUUUUUGAAGCUGCACCACCCGCGCAGCUUGACGCAGAUAUAAACGCGCAAUCUGACUCGUUCCAACAUUCUGCAUGGCCGCUGGAAGAACAGGCGCAGGUGCUGCAACGAGGGCACCUGGAACAACUGAAACAGCUCGCGCUAAGAGAGGAGAAAGACCGCGUGACACAUGCAAUCAAUGUCGCAGCAGCCGGAGUCAAAAGUACGGUGAUGAAGGGGAUGGCGAAAGAAGCAGGUGUGGGCGAGGAUGCUCUUCCUGAGACUGCCUCCUCUCUCAAGAACAAUGGAGGCGCGAACACUUCCGCCACAGCAUCGGCAAUUGGGCCGACUGCAUCUUCUCCAACAGCAACCGAGGGAGCGAUCGGACAGUCCUCAAAGUGGAAUCCGAUCGCUACGUUCAAUAUGCACCUUCGGGGAUCGGAAAGCCAAGAGUUUUUAAGCUCUGCUUAUCUUUUGCAUCUUUUGUUCUACCACACUGGCUUUACGUACAGUUUUGGUAGUAGUUGAUCUUCAUCUCUUGUAUUUCGUCUCUUCAUCUUUUCGAAGUUGUACUACCAUACAUGUUUUAGGGCUGGACGGUGCCCCCCCUGUGGUCUGGUCUGUGGUGGCGCGCGCGCGCGCUUUUCCGCGCUGAUUUUCGCGGAUUCUAGUGGUGGAAGGCGUCAAAACUUGGCGCGGACCUCCCCUUGGGCCUCUCAGCGUGUUCCUUAGGGGCCUCCUGGCCUCUGCUGACCUUCGCAGGCGGGAGGCCUCCGGGGUGAAAGGCCGCCGAAGGCGGCCACGGUCGCAAGCGCAAGCAAGCCAAUGGCCAAGGGCCCGGAGGGUACAGGCCGCACGGCUCAGGGGGUCCAGCCACUCGCCUUUUGCCGCCUUCGGAGGCCUUCCCCAGCCGGCGCACUGCUGCGGCGGCGGAGCAUAUCGGAGGCACUUAGGGCACAGGCAGGCGCCUGGGCGGGGGCGCGGGCGGUCCCUUGGGCCCCUUUUGAAGCCUCCCACCUACAUCGGAGGCCUCUAGGGAACAGCCAGGCAGCUGGAAGCGAGCGGAGGAGGGAGGUCACUGGGCCCCCUUUUGAGGCCUUCCACCCCCGGCAGACGCCUCCAAAAGGGGCCCGGGGCGCGACGGUACCCCCCCGCCGCGCUAGGGGGGGGCGCCGUCGCCCCGCGCCCUGGAUCAUACAUAGAAAAACUGGAGACGGCAAUCACACACAUUUAUACCAUAGAUAGAGCACUAAAUAGCACAACCCGUUAGUUUUUACCUCUGUCUAGAGAUUGAGCCCUUCCAACAAUACUUAUCUAUCAUCAUUUUGGAUGGAGGGCGUGGUCUGAGUCCGACACCGACUCCGAAUCUGUAUGUUGAUGGUUGCAUGGAUAGUGUGCCGCCCAUCUCUAAACAGGGCCGGCAGACCAGGCACCGCAUGGGGAGUGUCGUGUAUUUGCGAGCAUCCGAUACUCGCCGACACCGUGAUUGCGGGAACCACCACUGGUGGAUGGAAAAUAUUACAUUGGAACGAGGAAGAGGUGGAGGAAGACGAGGAUACCUACGAUGACGCGGACAUAUCAGCUUUCGUAGGAGAAGUUAAGGCAUUUCUUAUGAUUCAUUGAUAUCGGCAAUGCUAAUCUUCAUAGCCAACGUCCUCGUUCGGCUUCAUGUUGUAGCCCAAGAAUACAGCCACACACACUCAUUACAGUAAACACGAUACGUCGAAAUUUCCCUGUAGUUUGCACGUGGAUGAAGAGGUAGCUUAUGUUGUAUAAGCUUUAUACUUGCAUCUAGAUCAAAAACAAUCACAAUGAAUACGUGCAAGCAUUCGUAGCAAUUGAAAUCAUCCGCAUGUUCGGGAACGACGACUUUAGUGUGUCGGAGGCAGCGGUAAUUGUUACGAGGUUUUGAAGUACUUAGGAGUUGUUCUAAGGGGGGCAUGAAUAGUUCCGGAAAGUCUGCGAAAGGCAGCGGGUGGUUCUCGUGGCUUUUCUACGGCGAGCGCGAGGAGGGCGGCAACAAUGCGAUGAAUAAUCAGAUCGACCCCAGCCUGAAACUGUCGGCUCCGUUCCUAGGCGAGUCCAUGAUUUUUCCGUCCACACAUAUGGACGGGCAAAGUGGCAGCCUGAAAGGCGAUGGCCAAUCCUCGCUCCAUCUGGAGAGCUUUAGGCGUUGGGGGAGUUUUCUACGCUAUCGUGAAAAGCAGGCAGAGCUUAAACAGCUAACGGCAAGCCGCGGGGCGGGCUUUCAAGCGGCGGUCGCGGAUCCUGGCCCAAGCAAAAUCGGGGAGCAGCUCAAAUGUCCGGACGCACAUCCCGGCGUUAUGCACAUCAACAUAUAAUAUAUUAUAAUAUUAGUAUUUAUAGUAGCCCCUCAAAGAAUAUAAUGCUAGCCUCCACAAGCUUCGCCCGGCUUCAAGUUAGUUUAGCACUUUCCUGCGGCCUCCCACGGGCUACAGCCGCGAGAGUAGAGACAGCCCGCUGGUGAGCUGUUGCACCUUACGAAUUGACUACGACAAGAGCCGAGUGCCGGCGGUGGCCGACUCAGAUGCGUCGACUCAUGUGCAGGGCAUUGCGCUGCCUUCGGUUUUUUUUUGAGAUUGCCGGGCGGGUCAUGCAAAUUCUUAAGAAUUUGCAAGACCCCCACGGCAGUCCAACAAAAAAACCAGAAGAGAGCCACCAGACACGCACAAGAAUCCGCAAGCCCCAACGCACGCAAGCGCCUCGCGGUGGCGCCAGGCAAGAACGAGAGGCGACCUCGAUGGGCCAAACAAGACAAAGCAACGCAGGGCCGCGCUGCUUGGGUCUCUCUACGCGCUUACACCUGGCGGGGCUUCUUUGUUUCGUCAGAUGUCUCGCGUCAGAAACAGACGGGCGCACUUUGCGGGGCCGUGCGGCGUCGCGCUUCGGGCUGUGGCUGAAGCCUCUCGGCUGGCUGACGUCUUUCAUGAAGCUGGAGACUAAGGCCCUCCAUCAGGCUGAUGCCGUUCGUCAGAGCAACGCUCUGCGCCAGGCUGGCGGCGUUCGUCGGGCAGGCCGGCGCCCCUCGGCAGGCGUCUUGGGUCAGGCUGAGGCUUUUCGUCAGGGUCGGGCGACGUCUCUCGUCAGGCUGAAGCGCUUCGCCUGGCUGACAUUCCUCGCCAGGCCGAGACUCACGCCUUUGGUCAGGUUGAUGGCUUGCUUCAGCUCGGCGCCGUUCGUCAGGCUGAUGCACUCGCCAGCCAGGUGAGGCCUCUCGCCAGACCGGCGCAAUGCUUCGCCAGGCGUCUGCCUUGCGUCGGAACAGGCUGAGCGGGGCCUCUCUUCGGGCUGUGGAUGUCUCUCCUUCGUAAGGUUGAUUCCGUUCUUUCGUCGGACCGGCGUGCUUCGCCAGAUUGACCGCGUUCGCCGGACUGACGUCCUUCGCGAAAGGUCUUCGCUAUCUUCAAGGGCCUCGCGCCACAGGGAGGCCCCGCGUCAGUUUUUCUGGCGGAGGUCGUUCGUCAGAUGUCUGCUGUCGUGGGUCUCACUCUUGUCCUGUCGGAGGUCUUGGGCCCAAAGGUCGUCUUUGGUCCACAGGUCGCCGGUGGUCCACAGGUCGCCUGUGGCCCAAAGGUCGGCUUUGGUCCAAAGGUCGGCUUUGGUCCAAAGGUCGGCUUUGGUCCAAAGGUCGUCUGUGGUCCGGAGGUCGUUUUUGGUCCAAAGGUCGCCUCCCUUACUUUGGUCCAAAGGUCGCCCUACUUUGGUCCAAAGGUCGCCCUACUUUGGUCCAAAGGUCGCCCUACUUUGGUCCAAAGGUCGGCCUACUUUGGUCCAAGGGUCGCCCUACUUUGGUCCAGAGGUCGAAGGGUCGCCUUACUUUGGUCCAGAGGUCGUCCAUCCUACUCUGGUCCAGAGGUCGGCGCACUUUGGUCCAAAGGUCGGCUUACUUUGGUCCAAAGGUCGCCUUACUUUGGUCCAAAGGUCGCCUUACUUUGGUCCAAAGGUCACCUUACUCUGGUCCAAAGGUCGCCCUACUGUGGUCCAGAGGUCGUCGCACUUUGGUCCAGAGGUCGCCUGUGGUCCCGCGGUCGUCUUCGGUCCCAGGAUCGUCUUUGGUUUCAAGGUCGUCUUUGGCCCCAGUGUCGUCUUAAGUCCCAAGGUCUCCUGUGGUCCAGAGGUCGCCGGCCUGUGGUCCAAAGGUCGCCCCUGGGUCAAAGAUCGCCUUUGGGUCAAAGAUCGCCUGUGCUCCAAAGGUCGUCUUUGGUCCAAAGGUCGCCUUUAGUCCGAAGAUCGCCUUUAGUCCGAAGAUCGCCCUUGGUCCAACGAUCGCCCUUGGUCGAAAGCUCGUCUUUGGCCCAAAGAUCGGCUUUGGUCCAUGUGUCUUUGGUCCAAGGUCUUUGCCCUUUCGGUGGGCGGUCUUUCGUUGGCUGUCUCUCUUUGGACUUUUCUCCGCAGCUUGCGCCCCCACCCCCGUCGGCCAUUUUUCUGCCUUCUUUUUUGGUGGUCUGCCACGGGGCUGCAACGUAAAUCCCAACAAGGAAACGGCCGGAGGCUAUCAGGCUUGAGAAUGAGGGGAAAGGGCAGGAGGCUAUGGGCAAUAGCUUCGCGAAAGAAGCUGACUAAUCUCCGGUGGGUUAGGCGGGGAGUUUUAUGGCGGCGAUCAAUGGCGAGAUUAAUAAUAUAGAUUAAUAAUAUAGAUUAAUAAUAUAGAUUAAUAAUAUAGAUUAAUAAUAUAGAUUAAUAAUAUAGAUUAAUAAUAUAGAUUAAUAACAUAGAUUAACAACAUAGAUUAAUAAUAUAGAUUUUUUUUUUGUUAUGUUUUUUAUCUAUCAACUUAUAAGAGUUAGUAUUUCUAGUGUUCGCAAUUUUUUUAAGACCAAGACUCCUCCUUAAGGGGGCUGCCUUAGGGAGCUUCCUUAAGGAAAUUGCAUUCCUUUACUAAAGAUUUUCUAUUAUAGAAAUCUAUUAUAGGGCUCCCUUAAGGGCGCUCCUUAAGGCGGCCCUUGUAAUAAAAUUGGGUUAAUAUUAGACCCUUCCUUAAGAGUCACCUCUUAAGGGCCUCCACUUGCUAGCUUAGCCAUGGCUAGCUGGCUCGCUGCUUAGGCAUAGCUAGCUUGCUAGCAUAGGAAUAGGAUAGCUCGCCUGCUAGCUCAGCAGUAGCUAGCUGGCUUGCCAGGUUAGCCGUAGCUAGCUUGCUAGCUGCUUGGCCAUAGCUCUAGCUAGCUUGCUACUGGCUGCGGCGCCAUAGCUGGAGCGCUAGCUGCUUGGCCAUAGCUAGCUUGCUAGCUGCUUAGCCUUGUCUGGCUUUCUAUCUGUUUAGCCAUAGCCAGCCUGCUAGCUGCGUAGCCAUUGCAAGGCUGCUAGGUUAGCCGUAUUAGCCUACAAGCGCGCCGGCUUGGCGCUAGCUUAGCCAUUGCUUGCUUGCUAGCCUAGCCACGGCCACCCUGCUAGCUUAGCCCGGCAUAGCUAGCCUCGUCUUAGCCUAGUCGUGACCAGCUUGCUACUUAGCACGAGCAGAAGCAGCCACCUCGCCAAAGCUAACCUGCCAGCUUAGCCAUGGCCACUCCAACCUGUUAGCUUGGCAAUAUCUAGCCAGCUGGCUUAGCAAUGGCAAGCGUCCAUGCCGGUCCAUUCUAAGCCAGCCGCGCGUCGCUAGCUUGAUGACUUAGCGGCUUGCUUCGUUUGUCUUAUGUAUCUGUCUACCUAGUUGCCAAGUGCUAUCCUAUGCCCAGCGCAGCGGUACUUAUAAGCUUAAGCACUUUUGUUCAUGUCCUUAAGAACACCUUCUUAAGGAAAAUUCCAGAAGCAAGUUCUUUAAGGGAAGGACCCUCAAGGCGUGCCACCCUUACAGGCCACUUCUUACUAGAGUUGGCUACUAAAGGGCCCUCCUUAAGAAAAAGGCUAGGUAGGGAGCUGCCCAAGAUUUCUGAGCUAGCUGGCCACAGCUUCUGAGCUAGCUGGCCAGAGCUGCUAAGCUGGCUGGCCAAUGCUUCUAAAAUAGCUGGCCGCGGCUCCUGAGCUAGCUGGCCAUGGCAUCUGAGCUACCUGGCCGUGGCUUCUGAGCUAGCUGGCCGUAGCUUCUAAUCUAGCUGCCCACCGAAAGCCUCUUCUAAGCUAGCUGGCCAUGGCUUCCAAGCUAGCUGGAGGCGGCUUCUAAGCUACCAAGCCACGGCGUCCAUUGCCAUUGAUUGGCUUCGAAGUAGGCUAGCAAGCUGCUUCAGGCGUCUGAGCUAACUGGCCAAGCUUGUGAGCUAACUGGCGCAAGCCGCUUGCGAGCUAGCUGCCCAAAGCUUCGGAGUUACAUAGCUGCCCAUGGCUUCUAAGCUCGCUGCCCAUGGCUUCUGUAUCUGAGCUAGCUGGCCGUGGCUUCUGAGCUAGCUGGCAAGGCAAGGCUGGCUUCGGAGCUAGCUGGCCACCUCAUCUAUUGGCGCUGGCUUCCAUCUAAGUGAGCUAGCUAGCCAGCUGGCUUGCAUUGGCUUCCGAUUCAGUGAGCUGGCGGGCUAUUGGUUUGGCGCUCACUGUCGAUGGCUUCUCGGCUACCGGCUCUGGCUCCCAGCUUAGGCAUGGUCUAGGGGCUCUAAGCUCGCUGGCGGUGGCUUUGUGUUUGUUCUAUGCUAGUUGGCUAGGGCUUCUUAGGCAGGUCGCUACAGCUUCAAAGCUCGUCUCUGGCUAUGCCUUCCGGGCUAGCUGGCUAGGGCUUCCGGGCUAGCUGGCUAGGGCUUCCGGGCUAGCUGGCUAGGGCUUCCGGGCUAGCUGGCUAGGGCUUCCGGGCUAGCUGGCUAGGGCUUCCGGGCUAGCUGGCUAGGGCUUCCGGGCUAGCUGGCUAGGGCUUCCGGGCUAGCUGGCUAGGGCUUCCGGGCUAGCUGGCUAGGGCUUCCGGGCUAGCUGGCUAGGGCUUCCGGGCUAGCUGGCUAGGGCUUCCGGGCUAGCUGGCUAGGGCUUCCGGGCUAGCUGGCUAGGGCUUCCGGGCUAGCUGGCUAGGGCUUCCGGGCUAGCUGGCUAGGGCUUCCGGGCUAGCUGGCUAGGGCUUCCGGGCUAGCUGGCUAGGGCUUCCGGGCUAGCUGGCUAGGGCUUCCGGGCUAGCUGGCUAGGGCUUCCGGGCUAGCUGGCUAGGGCUUCCGGGCUAGCUGGCUAGGGCUUCCGGGCUAGCUGGCUAGGGCUUCCGGGCUAGCUGGCUAGGGCUUCCGGGCUAGCUGGCUAGGGCUUCCGGGCUAGCUGGCUAGGGCUUCCGGGCUAGCUGGCUAGGGCUUCCGGGCUAGCUGGCUAGGGCUUCCGGGCUAGCUGGCUAGGGCUUCCGGGCUAGCUGGCUAGGGCUUCCGGGCUAGCUGGCUAGGGCUUCCGGGCUAGCUGGCUAGGGCUUCCGGGCUAGCUGGCUAGGGCUUCCGGGCUAGCUGGCUAGGGCUUCCGGGCUAGCUGGCUAGGGCUUCCGGGCUAGCUGGCUAGGGCUUCCGGGCUAGCUGGCUAGGGCUUCCGGGCUAGCUGGCUAGGGCUUCCGGGCUAGCUGGCUAGGGCUUCCGGGCUAGCUGGCUAGGGCUUCCGGGCUAGCUGGCUAGGGCUUCCGGGCUAGCUGGCUAGGGCUUCCGGGCUAGCUGGCUAGGGCUUCCGGGCUAGCUGGCUAGGGCUUCCGGGCUAGCUGGCUAGGGCUUCCGGGCUAGCUGGCUAGGGCUUCCGGGCUAGCUGGCUAGGGCUUCCGGGCUAGCUGGCUAGGGCUUCCGGGCUAGCUGGCUAGGGCUUCCGGGCUAGCUGGCUAGGGCUUCCGGGCUAGCUGGCUAGGGCUUCCGGGCUAGCUGGCUAGGGCUUCCGGGCUAGCUGGCUAGGGCUUCCGGGCUAGCUGGCUAGGGCUUCCGGGCUAGCUGGCUAGGGCUUCCGGGCUAGCUGGCUAGGGCUUCCGGGCUAGCUGGCUAGGGCUUCCGGGCUAGCUGGCUAGGGCUUCCGGGCUAGCUGGCUAGGGCUUCCGGGCUAGCUGGCUAGGGCUUCCGGGCUAGCUGGCUAGGGCUUCCGGGCUAGCUGGCUAGGGCUUCCGGGCUAGCUGGCUAGGGCUUCUGGGCUAGCUGGCUAGGGCUUCCGCUUCUGCUCUAAGCGGGCUGCCUGCCUAUCUCUGGGCAGCGUGACUGACAUUUGAAGGCGUUGCUUUUGGUAUUCUUGUCUGUCUUUCAACCUCGGGCACCGGCGGGCCCCUGUUGGGCCUGCGUACGGGGUGCGUAUAUAUUGGCGCUAAGUCAACUAAGAACUGCACAAAAACGGCCACUAUUGUCGCCUCCUCGUCCUGGAAGUGCUCCGCUUCGCGGCUUUUGCAACUUGCUCCCUCUUGGUUUUUCUGUCUUUUGGUUUCGUUUCAUGUGAUUCCCCGCGCCCCUCCAGAGUCCACCGCGCCAGCCUGCAAAUAUGUGCUGGGGGAUUCUGGAGGGGCGCGGGGAUUUGGAGGGUGCCCGAGGUUCUUGGCUCGCAACUGGGUGAGGGUUUGCCCAGAAGGGAGCGCAGUAGGUGGCGAGCGCGAGUGUUCUGCGGAUUCGUAUCAUGCCCGGAAAGGUUGAACUUUGUCUGGAUUUUUGCAGUCUUUAGCUGAGUUUUCUCCAUUCAGGCCCCACUUGUCUGUGGUCAGAUUUUUCACCAUAAUCGGAGAGGUUUGAGGCAGUCCGCCCGAGGUUCUUCGCUCUUGGGUCUUUUCAUGUUGUUAGGUGUUCGUUGGACUUUUGACCACUCGGCGCCCCAAGGCUCUCGCGCCGGGUGGGAUUAGUUACAAACAAGGAAGAGAGAGAGAGACACGCUGCCGCCUAUAAAUGGCCAGGCCAUCCCCCACGCGCGCCGCCGUGUGUGCGCAGAUUGUCGGGGGGUUUGCUGCUGUUGUUCGCAUUGUUUUGAAGUACUUACUUCAGCGGGGAACUUUUCGGGGGUUUCGCUGGAAUUGAGUAAGUCCCUCUAUUGUUUGCUGGGUUCUUGCUCGCAGGGCCAUUCUCGACGAAAAAACUAAUAAGCUGUCUUCUGAUUUUUUUCCAAAAAUGGCCUUGCGAGCAGGAACCCGGCAAGCAAUAGCGAGACGUCCUCAAUUUCGUGGCGUUUUUCAAAAAGGGCGGGGCGGGGCUGGUUGCCGCUUCAGUUCCAAAGGGCUCGCGCCUCCUCUUUUUGUUGGGUUUCGAUGGUGUAGCAUGCUCGCCGCGCCUCUCGUGCUUCUGCAGGUGGUUGAUUAGAAUGGCGCUAAGUCAACUAAGAACUGCACAAAAACGGCCACUAUUGUCGCCGCUUCGUCCUGGAAGUGCUCCGUUUAGCGGCUUUUGCAACUUGCUCCCUCUUGGUUUUUCUGUCUUUUGGUUUCGCUUUCGUUUCAUGUGAUUCCCCGCGCCCCUCCAGAGUCCACCGCGCCAGCCUGCAAAUAUGUGCUGGGGGAUCCUGGAGGGGCGCGGGGGUUUGGAGGGUGCCCGAGGUUCUUGGCUCGCAACUGGGUGAGGGUUUUCCAGAAGGGAGCGCAGUAGGCGGCGAGUGUUCUGCGGAUUCGUAUCAUGCUAGGAAAGAUUGAAUCUUGUCCGGAUUUUUGUGGUCUUUAGUUGAAUUCUCUCCAUUAUAAAUAUCUUCUCCUCGAGGUUGCACAGCAUGCGUGUCCCUGUGCCAGAGCCUCACUCUUAUUCACUGAACAUUAAUCGAUGAUCUCGUCAACAUUUACCUACGCGUUUGAUUCUAAUAGCCGGCACAUGGUGACCGAUUUAACGAUGCAUCGACGUUGCCGGCGACUGCUGACGGUGGGGUCUGACCACUACUAUCGCGUGUGGGAUCUUGAGGAGCCAGACUUGCUGCCUUUGGUGCAAUCUUACGCGAACCCGGUUCGCACGAAUUCUGUCGCUGCGCAUGAUUUUUCUGAUUUUGUGGCCGCGGGUGACUCUGACCAUGUAGUCCGCAUUUGGGACUUAAACCGCGGUUUCUGCGCCUACGCACCUGCCCAAGUGAUGCGUGGCCACAUUGCUUCAGUUCGACACGUUGAUUAAGGCACGCACCUGAUCCUCUUGAUGAUGCAAGAACAGUUUCUACAACUAAGUUGUAUUUCGGCGAUUUCCAUUUUUGCUAUUGAGGUUCCGGUAGUUGUAGUUCUAAAUGGAUGCAUUAGAACAACUUAUAGGUUUGUAGUUUUUUCUAAAAAGAAUUUGAGCCCUUUGGAAACGGUGUUUUAACAGCAUCGAAGGACGGCUCUGCGGCUGUCUUCGAUUUGCGAUCUGGCCUUUGCGUCCAACUUUGGGAUGGACUCCGGUAUAGCGUAAUAAGCCCUCACGACAAGAAGUUAAGAAGCGCGUUUAUUACAACCUCUAUUUCCCCCUGCGUUCUUCUCCCCUCAUGAACAUUGACAUUAGAUUUUGACCUCUUACUUUUCUACUUAGUUGCUUACACUCUGAUUCUGAAGAUGAAGACUCUUCGGACGAAUGUACGUCAAAGAAUACAGCUACCAACCUUCAGUACACUCAGAUUUUUAAAGUCGAAAAUUGUAGAUACGUGCAACAUAAAGUCUAGUACUGUUGAGAAGGAAAAUCUUCUGGUUGUAACUACUGCCACACUUCCUGAUUCUUCGUCGAGCUUCAAAAUUAUGCAGAGAUACAAGUAGAGGUGGAGCUGCAUUCCAUCUUGAAGAACAUGUUCGUCUUUCACUGUUCCGGUCUAGUCUUAGUACUAGAAAAAGACAGUGAUAGAAGCAAGAGUACUAUCUUCUAUUUUCCCACCUCGCUUCUAAUAAAGGCCCGCUUCGCAAAUGGGGCUGGGGGUGCUGCCAAAGGUGUUGGCUAUUCCGGAGGUCCUCUUAACAGUGCGCAUUUUUCUCCAGAUCUGACAAGCGUUCUCACUGUGGGUGAAUACGGCGUGUGCCGCUUGUACGAUCGCAGGCAAACACGACGGGAGCUUUUCCGCUUUGCCUCGAAGAGUGGGGUGGCUAAGCGCGCUUGCUUCGACAGCACCGGCAAGACCAUCGCGAUUUGUUGCCCACAAAGUGUCUUCCUUCUCGACGUGGACAAGCAGGAGUACCUCCAUGGGAUAACUCCAAGAUCGGAGCUACGCUUAGGACCAGUAAUUUGUUCACAACUACGUAUGUAGUACUUAUUAUAAGUAAUAUAAAUUAAUCAGUGUGAGGAGCUAUCCAGUGUGACCUAGAAGUAUCCUUAGGCGGGCCCCUCUAUCUCUUCCCAAACUACGGGAACCAAGGGAUAUAACAGGCUUUUUCUCAUUUCUUAAAUUGGGAUAGAUGCAAAUUAGUUGAAUUACUGCUAAUACAUAGUUCUGCCGACAGCGUGCCGCUCUUUACCAGCGCUCUUUUCACCAGAGAAAACCGCAAUCUAGCCGUGGCUUCACUGAAUUGCGGCUUGACUAUUUUUGAGAAGGAAGCCAGAUAGACGGAACCCAUCUCUUUGUAGCUCUUCAACGGCAAGUAGAACUGGUCUUGCGGAUGCGGUGGCCUCGUUUUUAGGAUUUGUCACGAGCUGUUGUCUUCUUGGUCCCUUCUCGUCAGGGUUGAGUUGCUGAACUAAGAAUUUCGGCUAUUGUUGCCAGAUUCUGGUGGCUGAGGGAAAUUCAUUUUACAUAAGUUGAUACUUUAAAUCGCGUGUUAUCUUGUUUCUGGACUUCUUGUCUGCAAGGAUUUCUCUAGUAGACGUGAAUUUUACUUACUUGUUGAUGUAGUUGUCUACCAGUACCACCUAAAACCAAAACUAUCAAAUCAGUGCGACUUUCCUUCCUCUCUGCGAAUAUUCAUCCUAGAUGCACAUACUUCGUAUUUUCUCAAACAGACAUGUUGAUUUAUUGUAUCUGAUGCCCGACGGAACAAGUAGGCGCACCCAGACAUGCAUAUGCAAGCUCUUCCUGACGCUCUGCACGAUUGAGUCAGCCGCGAUAUCUACAACUACUACUGUCGAUGAUCUCAUGUCUAGCUCGUUCUAGGUCAUGAUGAACAAGAUUUCAAGGGUUUUAGACUGAAUAGGGCUUAGGGCUUUAGACUGAAUAAAUCUAAGCUUCAGGAGAGCAGCUUCUGCC